CGGGCGACAUUUUUAAACUCGGACCUGUUAGCUGGUGAGCGCUCCGGUACUUUGGGUCGGCACCAGGUAAAGGGAGCCAGGAGGGUGCUGUGUCCGCUGCUUUGAGGAAAGGCUGAGGCUCCUCGUGGGCGCCAUCCGGCCUGACUCUGUCUCGGGGCCGGGAGGGGCCUCCGUGCCCGGGCCCCGCCAUUGCCCACAGACUCCGCUGGGACGGCCACGCCGAUGGGUGCGAUUCAGGCCACACUGUGCAGCUAGCAGGAUCUUAGUUUCCAGACCAGGGAUCGAAAUUGAACCUAUGGCAGUGAAAGCACCAAGUUUUAACCACUGAACCACCAGGGAGUUCUGAGAUUCAUUUUCAGUGUGAAGUCAACAAAUGGUGUUUCCCUUCUCUACUGCAGGAGAAAAAAGCAGGUUCCACAUUCAGCAGAACCACUUAUGGACCCUGCACUGGGCUCUGUGACCUUUGAGGACGUAGCUGUGUACUUUUCCCAGGAGGAAUGGAAGCUUCUUGAUGAGGCCCAGAGAUUCCUGUACCACGAUGUCAUGCUGGAGACCUUUGCACUUGUUGCAUCAUUGGGACUUUCAUCUUCUAGGUCCCAUGUUGUCCAGCUGGAGCUGAGAGGAGAACCUCAGGUACAUGACAGAGUGGACAUGACUCCAGACAGAGCAAGAGGGGCUCAAAUUGGGCCUGGACCUGGGUGUUGGUAUAUAGCAGAGAACAAGCAGACACCUUCUGAGCAGGAUGUUUCUGUAGAAGUGCCACAAAUAAAUACUUCAGAGGCAGACCUGUCCACUCUGAAGUCCUAUCCCUGGGAGAGGUGCUGCCUGUACUUAGAAGGUGGUUUGCAUCUAGCUGAGGACCUUGGCACAAACCCUGGCCAGAAACUCUGCGGGGUGGGUGUGCAGUUUCACCAGCACAGUGGAGAGGAACUCUUUAGAAGAGACAUGAGUAAGACCUUUAUGAAGAGCCGCACCGUCCAUGCAUCCAAGAAGUCUUUCACAUUCCAGGAGCCUGGGAAAGAUUUCCCUUGUAGCUCUGGCCUUCUCCAGCACCAGGUCACUCCACAAAAGGACACCGAGUUUGUAGAGGCCUUUCACAAUGGAGAAAAGCAUUACAAGUGCAGUGAAUGUGGGAAAGCCUUCUGCCGUAAAUACAGGCUUGCUCAGCAUCAGAGAGUCCACACUGGAGAAAGGCCUUAUGAAUGCUGUGAAUGUGGGAAAGUCUUUAGAUGCAACUCCAACCUUGUUAUACAUAGAAGAAUUCACACUGGGGAAAGGCCUUAUGAGUGUAGAGAAUGUGGGAAGUUCUUUAGGCAAAAUGCCCAACUUAUUGUGCACCAGAGAAUUCACACUGGAGCCAAGCCUUACGAAUGCAGUGAAUGUGGGAAAACCUUCAUUACUAAAAGCAAACUUGUUCAGCACCAGAGAGUCCACACUGGAGAGAGACCUUAUGAAUGUGGAGAAUGCAGAAAAGCCUUCACCUAUAAACGCAUGCUUGUUCAGCAUCAGAGAGUCCACACUGGAGAGAGGCCUUAUGAGUGCAGUGAAUGUGGGAAAGUCUUUAGGUACAUCGCCAGCCUCAUUAAACAUAGAAGAAUUCACACUGGGGAAAGGCCUUAUGAGUGUAGUGAAUGUGGGAAGUCCUUUAGGCAAAGGGCCCACCUUCAGGUCCACCAGAGAAUUCACACUGGAGCAAAGACUUACAAGUGCAGUGAAUGUGGGAAAUGUUUUAGCCAAAACUCUAUUCUCACUACACACCAGAGAGUUCACACUGGUGAAAGGCCUUAUAAGUGCAGUGAAUGUGGAAAGUGUUUUAGCCAAAGCUCUACUCUUAUUAAGCACCAGAGUUCACAUUGGAGAAAAACCAUAUGAGGAGAACUUUGAGGAGAAUUCUUUAGCCAACGCAUCCAGCUUACUCAACACCGAAAAGCUCACACCCCAGAAAGGCCUCAUCAGUGCAGCAGAUGUGGAAAAGUUUUCUGUCAAAGGUCUACUCUGACUGAGCACUAGAAACUUCACAACUCAGAUAGACUCUAUGAGUACAGCAAAUGUAGGAAAGCUUUUAGCCAAAGGUCGUACCACAUUCGAUACCAGAAAGUUCAGUUGGAGAAGGGCCUUCAAAUGAGAUGAGAGCAGCGAAUGAGCUGUCUCCUUAGUUAAUACAUCAUACUGAAUAGACUCUCUGAGGAAGUCAUCAACUGGAAAUUGAAUGCCACACAUUUGAAUAGCCCUCGUGUGCAGAUUGCCUAUGAGUACCGGCUUCAUAGGAAGCCUUUCAGGAGCUACGCUCUACUUUCUUACCUGUGCAAGGCCUUUGCUGGACUCAAUAUCACUGUUUCGGAAACAUCUGCAAUAUUAUGGCUGUCUCUCUGUGAUCAGCGAAGACUACAUUCCAUGGAAAUCUGGGAUCGUCUCCUUUAAGAAGCGUGAAGCCCCGCCCCCGUCCUCAGAGCCUCCCGGACACCUUCCCAGGAGCCCCGGCAGUGAGGCGGGGCUUUUCCUGUAGGCGGGGAGCACCGCCUCUUGCCAGGUUCUAGAGGCCUGUGAACUGCAUUACCCGGAAAAAAACUACUCCAGUUCGUGGGCCAAUGAAGGCUCAGGAAAGAGUCACUUCCGUUCUAGAGGACGGAGUCUGGGCGGCUUUUCCGGCGUCGACUGAGGUCGUUAUUUUGUAAACUCGGCUGUGUUCACAGGCGGGGAACUUCGCAACGCUGUGAAGGCCAGAGGUCAGGGAGCCAGGAAGGUGCCGUGCCCGCUUCUCUGAGCUUCGUCUGAGGCUCGGCGUGGACGCCAUCCGGCCUGUCUUGGGCGGUUGGUGCCGCAGUGCCUGGGCCCCACCUUCGCCCACAAACUCCGCUGGCGCCGGCGCAGAUGUGUCGGAUUCAGGGGCCUGUGACCUUUGAGGAUAUGGCUGUGUACUUUUCCCAGGAGGAAUGGAAGCUUCUUGAUGAGGCCCAGAGAUUCCUGUACUGUGAUGUGAUCCUGGAGGCCUUUGCACUUGUAUCAUUGGGUUGUUGGCAUGGAGCAGUGCACAAGGAGAUAACUUCUGAGCAGAAUGUAUCUAUAGAAGUGCCAUGAAUAAAUACUUCAGAGACCUAUCCAUCCAAAAGUCCUGUUCCUGGAAGAUGUGUAGCCUGGCCUUAAACAGUAAGUUUGCAUCUAGCUGAAGACCUGGGAACAAUUCCUGGCCAGAAACUGUGUCAGGUGUGAAAUUUCACCAGCACAAUGGAGGGAAACUCUUUAGAAGAGACAUGAGUAAGGCCUUUAUGAGGAGCCACACAGUCCAUGCAUCCAACAACUCUUUCACCUGCCAGGAGGCUGGGAAGGAUUUCCCUGGUAGCUCUAGCCUUUUCCAGCAUCAGGUCACUCCACAAAAGGAUGCUGACUGCACUGUGGUGUUUCACAAUGGUCCAAGUCUUU
Molecule: messenger RNA, 3420 nt
Organism: Kogia breviceps (pygmy sperm whale)
Lineage: Eukaryota; Metazoa; Chordata; Mammalia; Artiodactyla; Physeteridae
Product: zinc finger protein 773-like
Biological process (GO): regulation of transcription by RNA polymerase II
Molecular function (GO): DNA-binding transcription factor activity; RNA polymerase II cis-regulatory region sequence-specific DNA binding
Source: RefSeq, a predicted model, not a curated record